Messenger RNA from Rubroshorea leprosula, 1009 nucleotides. NCBI's taxonomy places the organism in Eukaryota, Viridiplantae, Streptophyta, Magnoliopsida, Malvales, Dipterocarpaceae. The record is from the annotation of a GenBank genome assembly.
ACAGAUACUGGAUAAAUCUUCACCUAUGAGUGGCAGGUGUGGUCCAUUGGAAUCAUUGGUACUCAAAUGGAAGUGGUGCACAAUGCUAUUAUUGAUAUUAUUCAUGCAAUUUAAACAUGCCAAAUUUCAUUUGUUUCUUUCUAAUGCAACUUCACUGUUUUUCCUUUUCCUCUUAACAGAUUGGAAACACCUUUGGACCUCAAUAUUUGCUCAAGUUAUAUCUGGCUGGGGCAAUUGGAGGAUCAGUGUUCUACUUGGUGCACCAUGCAUAUUUGGCUUUAGCAUCAAAGGGACACACAGGGUGGAGGAUGGACCCAUCCAAGACCCCAGGAUUGGGGGCAAGUGGAGCUGUUAAUGCUAUCAUGCUGCUUAAUAUAUUCCUAAAUCCAAUGGCUACUCUUUAUUUUGACUUCAUCAUACCUGUUCCUGCCAUGUUGCUGGGCAUCUUUCUAAUUGGAAAAGAUUUGUGGAGAAUGACAGAGGGAAAUAAUCAUAUUUCAGGGGCAGCUCAUUUGGGGGGUGCCGCGGUUGCAGCCAUAGCCUGGGCUCGAAUUAGGAGGGGUCGCUUCUAAUUUUCUAAAUUCAUAUUAGUUUUGGUAAAACCUUGGUCUCCCAAUAUUGAUGUUAGUGACUGCAUUCUAGUAGUGUUUUUUUUGGGCCAGCAUUCUAUUAGUGUUUUUUUUUUUGGGCCAACAUUCAAGUAGGUUUAUUCCAUUUUCUGCUUCUUCCAACCUUGAACCACAAUAUUGGCCAUUGCAUAUGAAUUUAUCUUCUAAAAUAUAAAAUAAGGUUGGUAUUGCCUUACUGAAAGUGUUAAGUCAUGAUAUUCCUCUACUCUCAAAUGGGUCUCGCAGUUGGACAAUUAGGGAUUACCUCCUGAAAACGAAGGUGGGAAGAAAAGUUCUGAUCGAGAGUUGUGUCAAGGGCAAAAAAUACGCUAAAAAUUAUAAUUCCAUCCUUGGUAUGGAAUUGAACCAUGUAAAUAUCAAAAUAAUCUUCGCUAUUUUUU